Messenger RNA from Encephalitozoon hellem ATCC 50504, 1359 nucleotides. RefSeq names its product 6-phosphogluconate dehydrogenase. Gene Ontology annotation, molecular function: NADP binding; phosphogluconate dehydrogenase (decarboxylating) activity. The coding region runs from base 1 to 1359 and encodes 452 amino acids. NCBI's taxonomy places the organism in Eukaryota, Fungi, Microsporidia, Unikaryonidae. Gene Ontology annotation, biological process: pentose-phosphate shunt, oxidative branch; pentose-phosphate shunt. Gene Ontology annotation, cellular component: cytosol. The transcript has a single exon. The record is from RefSeq and is a predicted model, not a curated record.
AUGGAGAUUGGUUUGAUAGGCCUAGGUGUUAUGGGACGCAACCUUGCACUAAACAUUGUUUCAAAAGGAUACAGGCUCCAUGUUUUCAACAGGACGUCUUCGAAGACAGAUGAACUUGCAAAAGAAAGCAGUGAGAUAUGCCCACAUUACUCUGUGAAGGACCUUGUUGGAGGGAUCAGGGCCUCUCCCAAGAUCAUCAUUUUGAUGCUGACUUCUGGAGAGGUGGUGGAUGCGUUUCUUGAGGAGCUUGGCAAGCAUUUGAGCAAGGACGACAUUGUCAUUGAUGGAGGAAAUUCAUCAUUCAAAGAUACCAUCAGAAGAAACAAUCAUGAGUUCAGGUUUGUUGGAUGCGGGAUUUCUGGUGGAGAGGAGGGAGCCCGCAAUGGCCCGUCGAUCAUGGUUGGGUGUUCCAGAGAUGCCUGGGAGGAGGUAUGUGGCCUUCUUACGGACAUCUCUGCAGCUGGCAUAUCUAGUAACUACCGCUGCUGUGCAUGGCUUGGAGAAAAUGGGGCAGGACACUUUGUCAAGAUGAUUCAUAACGGGAUUGAGUAUGGAGACAUGGCGGUGAUCACCGAAACAUAUUUGGUUCUGAAGUCCUUAGGGAUGGACAACCUGUCUAUAUCUCUGCUGUUUGAUAACUGGAACGAGGAGGAGUCAGAGAGCUACUUGCUCAGAAUUUCUCGGAACAUCCUAAGGAUGAAUAAUGAAGGGGGAAGUGUGAUUGACCAAAUAAUGGAUGUCUCUGAGCAGAAGGGGACUGGAAAGGAGACUGUGAUUUCUUCGAUGGAGAUGGGGGAGGCGAUACCUGCAAUAAUGGAGGCUGUUGGGUCAAGGAUGGUGUCGUACAUGAAGGACAAAAGAUGCUGGCUUUCCUCGAGGCUUGAGAGCAGCACUGGGAAGAAAAGAAUAUCGGAGGAUGCCAUAAGAAAGGGAUUUUAUCUUGCUCGGAUAGUUUCGUACAUCCAGGGAUUCAACCUGCUGAUGAAGGCUAGAAAGAGGUAUGGAUGGGAAUACACCAUCAAAGACAUCACCAGGGUGUGGAGCAACGGAUGCAUUCUUAGAGGAAAGCUUUUGAAUGUGAUUGGGUGCUUGGGGGAGGAGAGAGAAGAGGAUCUCGAACUUACGUCUGGAUUUGUGUCCCUGUAUAACAAGUGUUCUUUGGAUCUGAAGGAGAUGGUUUUAUAUGCUGUGGAGAACGAGGUGGCUAUUCCGACUAUCUCGUCUUGUCUGAUGUACUUGAAUGGGAUAAAGAAAAAGGAAGGAGGAGGAAAUAUGAUUCAGGCCAUGAGAGAUUACUUUGGGGUUCACAUGGUGGUGAAGAAGGGGGAGUCGAAGGCUGUCCACAUUGAGUGGGCCUAG